Mauremys reevesii (Reeves's turtle) is the source of this 2171-nucleotide messenger RNA. RefSeq names its product butyrophilin subfamily 1 member A1-like. NCBI's taxonomy places the organism in Eukaryota, Metazoa, Chordata, Testudines, Geoemydidae. The transcript has 9 exons. Gene Ontology annotation, cellular component: external side of plasma membrane. The coding region runs from base 1 to 1482 and encodes 493 amino acids. The record is from RefSeq and is a predicted model, not a curated record. Gene Ontology annotation, molecular function: signaling receptor binding. Gene Ontology annotation, biological process: regulation of cytokine production; T cell receptor signaling pathway.
AUGGGGAAGACGGAAGCUGAUCCCUAUGAGCUGUUGAGCUCCGCUCUGCCCGGCCACGUCGCUCUCUUCCUCGCUCUACAGGUUCACAGGCUGGCGUCAGAACAGUUCACAGUGAGGGGACCUGGCCACCCGAUCACUGCCUCCCUAGGCGGGGAGGCCGUCCUGCCCUGCCACCUCUCCCCCAGGAUGAGCGCUGAGAACAUGGAGCUGAGGUGGUUCCGAUUCAAGUUCUCUGCAGUUGUGCACCGGUAUAAGGAUGGGCAGGAUCAGUACGGACAGCAGAUGCCGGGAUAUCAGGGCAGGACAGAGCUGCUGAAAGACAAUAUCACCAGUGGGAGUGUUUCCCUGAGAAUACGCAAUGUCCAGCUUUCUGACCAUGGACAGUACACGUGUUUCUUUCAGUCCAAUGUUUCGUAUGAAGAAGCCUUACUGGAGCUGCAAGUGGCAGUUUCAGGCUCUGACCCCCACAUCUCUGUUGAUGGCCACCAGGAUGGAGGGAUCUGGGUUGUGUGUCGAUCGGCAGGCUGGCACCCAGAACCUGAGGCUCAGUGGAGAGAUCACCAUGGGCAGCUGUUAUCAUCUGCCUCUGAAAAAAUAUCUAAGGAGGCCAACGGCCUGUUUCACUGGCAGAUUUCUAUUGUUAUAACAGAACAUUCCAACCAGGAUUUGUCCUGUUCUGUCAGGAACCCGCUCCUCAACCAAGAGAAAAUAUCAACAGUUUCCAUAGCAGAGCUGUUUUUCCCGAGGGUCAAUCCCUGGAUGGUGGCUCUGGGUGUGAUCCUGUCUCUCCUGGCUGUUCUCAUUGGCCUGGCCAGUUACUGCUUCUGGAGGCAACAGAGAGCGAAAGAGAAACUGCAGGGUGAACUCAAGUGGAGAAGAGCCCUACUAAAUGCGGGUUGGGAAAAAGCCCGACAAUAUGCAGUGGACGUGACUCUGGAUCCAGACACGGCUCAUCCCAAACUCGUCCUGUCUGAGGAUCGGAAACGUGUGAGACACGGAGACAAACGCCAGGAUCUGCCCGACAACCCUGAGAGAUUUGAUCCUUGUGUCUCUGUCCUGGGCGCUGAGGGGUUCGUGGGCGGGAGGCGUUACUGGGAGGUGGAGGUGGGAGACAAGACUAACUGGACUCUGGGGGUUUGUAGGGAAUCUGUGAGCAGGAAGGGGCAGGUCACACUCACACCUGAGGAUGGACACUGGGCCGUGUGGCUGAGGGAUGGGGAAUACAAGGCCCGCACCUCCCCCCCGACUCCCCUCCCCGUGAGCGUCAGCCCCAGCCGGGUGGGGAUUUUCCUGGACUAUGAGGCGGGCGAGGUCUCGUUUUACAAUGUGACUGACAGGUCCCAUCUCUUCACUUUCACUGACACCUUCUCCGGGAAGCUCCGCCCUUAUUUCCAUCCCUAUCUCAACGCUGGGGGUACAAACGCGGCUCCCCUGAUAAUCUGCCCAGUCCCAGCUCAGGCCGGAGGGAAUCUCGGUCCCUGACAGUGACCCCGCGGCACAGACUGGCCCCUCCCAGCCCUGCUGCUCUUCCUGCCCCCAGUAGUGGGGGGCCAGUUACUGCAGCAACUGGACUUUCUGUGCUGACCGGAUGCUGCCAGUUUCCCUUUUCAACUGGAGGUUCCAGUCGAAAACCGGACACCUGGGAACCCCCAGCCCCCACCUUCCCCGUCCCCUGUCCCAGGGGUAGCAGAUGGGGAUGGAUGGGGUCAUUCACUACUGUCAGAAUUUUCUACAGUGAGAUCUCAAUGUAAAAUCUGAAAGAAAAAAGAUUAUUUAGAAAAUAUUAUUGUAACAAGGUGUAAAUACAAGAAUAUUUUAAUUUACAUUUAAACAGUACUUCAAAAACAAGCAUGUAAACAUUUUUAGAAAUGGAAUUAUUUACAUUACAUUUAUUUUUUGAUUCUUCCCUCUAAUCUAUAUUGAAUUUUAACUUCUCUAAAUAACGUCAUUUGUAUUUCAACUGGGGAAUACAAGAAAUGCAAAAUAUUUAUCUUAAAAUAAAGUAUUAAGUUCUCAGACUGGGUUGUUCAGUUACAAUGUACAUGUGUUAUAAACAUCACAACUACACACAUGUGCAGCUGCUCUCUCUGUUUCCCCCUCACCCCCUUUAUUGUCUUGACUGGUUCUCCCUGGAAGGCAGGGCACAUACACCCACCUCCUGCAGUAUAUCU